AUGGCGCCUGGUCUCAUAUCCCCACAACCAGCCGUGUCGAGCGAUGCGACCAAGUCGCUGAACGAAGUCACGGCCGAUUACGAUGAUACACUCCGGUUUUAUCUGAAUGGCACAAAGGUCGUGUUGGAUAGUGCGGAUCCUGAAGUUACGCUGCUGGAGUACUUGAGGGGGAUUGGGUUGACGGGGACGAAGUUGGGGUGUGCGGAGGGUGGGUGUGGUGCUUGUACUGUGGUUGUAUCGCAAUUCAAUCCCACAACGAACAAGAUCUACCACGCCUCCGUAAACGCAUGCCUCGCACCUCUCGUCAGCGUAGAUGGCAAACACGUCAUAACAGUGGAAGGGAUUGGCAACGUGAAGCGGCCACAUCCUGCACAGGAGAGGAUAGCGAAGGGCAAUGGCAGUCAAUGCGGUUUCUGCACACCAGGCAUCGUAAUGUCAUUAUAUGCUCUCCUCCGCAACAACGUUGGACCGAGCGAGCUCGAGGUUGAGGAAGCCUUCGAUGGUAACCUCUGUCGGUGUACUGGAUACAGGCCGAUAUUAGAUGCGGCGCAGAGCUUCAGCGUAAAGUCAGGCUGCGCAAAAGCAAAGGCGAAUGGUGGUGGAGGAUGCUGUAUGGACAAGGACGGUGCGAAUGGCGGAGGUUGCGGCAAGAACAUUGAUGACGGCCAACCGAUCAAGCGAUUCACACCACCUGGGUUCAUCGAGUACAAGCCAGACACAGAGUUGAUCUUUCCCCCACAGCUACGGAAACACGAGUUUAAGCCGUUGGCAUUCGGUAACAAGAAGAAGAGGUGGUUCAGGCCAACGACCUUGCAACAACUACUGGAGAUUAAGGACGUUUAUCCCUCCGCAAAGCUUAUCGGUGGCUCGACUGAAACACAAAUCGAGAUCAAAUUCAAGGGCAUGAACUACAAUGCUUCAGUCUUUGUCGGCGACAUUGCGGAACUACGGCAGUUCAAACUCCACGACGACCAUCUCGAAAUUGGUGGAAACGUUGUGCUCACAGAUUUGGAAGAGAUCUGCAAAGACGCUCUCGAGCAUUACGGGCCAGUACGGGGCCAGCCAUUUGCUACCAUUCUGAAGCAAAUACGGUAUUUCGCUGGACGACAAAUUAGGAAUGUGGGUACACCCGCUGGUAACCUGGCAACAGCGAGUCCUAUUUCCGAUUUGAAUCCGGUGUUUGUUGCGACGAACGCGACUCUCAUAGCAAAGAGCCUCAAGGAGACGACGGAGAUUCCCAUGUCCACUUUCUUCAAGGGAUAUAGGCAGACUGCACUACCUCCGGAUGCCAUCAUUGCGGGGUUGAAGAUCCCGGUUGCGAAAGAGAAGGGUGAGUACAUCCGCGCGUACAAGCAGGCAAAGAGGAAAGAUGACGACAUUGCUAUUGUGAAUGCCGCUUUGAGGAUAUCACUGGACGAUCAGCACACAGUCGAGAGCGUGGAUUUUGUGUACGGUGGCAUGGCACCUACGACGAUCCACGCGCGCAAAGCAAUGGACUUCCUCCAAGGGAAGAAGUUCUCUGAUCUCCCAACACUGGAGGGCGUCAUGGAUAAGCUUGAAGAAGACUUCGAUUUGCGCUUCGGUGUUCCGGGUGGUAUGGCGACAUACAGAAAGUCUCUCGCGCUCGGCUUCUUCUACAAGUUCUACCAUGAGAUCCUGGCUGAGCUGCACGCUGAGGAAGUUGAAGUUGAUACACAUGCAAUCGGCGAGAUUGAAAGAGAUAUCAGCUCGGGCAAGAAGGACGACAAGGCGGCUGAGGCCUACAUCCAGAAUGAAGUUGGGCAGUCGAAGAACCAUGUCGCGGCUAUGAAGCAGUGCACUGGAGAGGCACAGUACACGGAUGACAUUCCCCUGCAAAGAAACGAGUUGUAUGGCUGCUUGGUACUUUCAACAAAGGCACACGCCAAGCUACUCUCCGUCGAUGCCGAACCCGCACUAGAACUUCCCGGUGUUGUCACGUACGUCGACCACAAGGAUCUUGCAUCUCCAGAAGCCAACUGGUGGGGUGCGCCGUCCUGCGAUGAGACAUUCUUCGCUCUCGACGAAGUCUUCACUGCUGGUCAGCCAAUUGGUAUGAUCUUGGCUGACACAGCGAAACAUGCAGAGCAGGCCGCACGUGCUGUCAAGAUCGAGUAUGAAGAGCUUCCAGCUAUCUUCACAAUUGAAGAGGCUAUUGAGAAGGAUAGCUACUUCAACCACUUCCGUCACAUCCAGAAGGGAGAUACCGAGAAAGCGUUUGCCGAGGCUGAUCACGUCUUUACCGGUGUAGCGCGCAUGGGUGGUCAAGAGCACUUCUACCUUGAGACCCAAGCAUGUGUCGCCGUCCCCAAGCCUGAGGAUGGCGAGAUGGAGAUCUUCAGCAGUACGCAAAACCCAGCCGAGACACAAGCAUAUGUGUCCAAGGUCGUCGGUGUCGCCGCCAACAAGAUUGUCACCCGUGUCAAGCGCAUGGGUGGUGGUUUCGGUGGUAAAGAGACUCGUUCAGUCCAACUCGCUGGUAUCGUGGCCUGCGCAGCGAACAAGGUUCGUCGACCUGUACGCUGCAUGUUGAACCGGGACGAAGAUAUCAUGACUUCUGGACAACGGCAUCCCUUCCUCGCUCGCUGGAAGGUUGCCGUCAACAAGGACGGUAAGCUGCAAGCCCUUGAUGCAGACGUCUUCUGCAAUGGUGGCUGGAGUCAGGAUCUCUCUGGUGCAGUCGUCGAGCGAUCUCUCUCACACAUCGACAACUGCUACUCGAUACCCAACAUCCAUGUCCGCGGACGUGUCGCGAAAACAAACACCGUCUCCAACACCGCAUUCCGAGGCUUCGGCGGGCCACAGGGCAUGUUCAUCGCAGAGACCUACAUGGAAGAAGUCGCCGACCACCUCAACAUCCCCGUGGAGAAGCUACGAGAAAUCAACUUUUACUCGCCCUCCACAAACAUGGUCACGCACUUCAACCAAGAGAUCAAAGACUGGUACGUCCCACUCAUGUACAAGCAAGUCCAAGAAGAAUCCGCCUACGCCCAACGCCGCGCCGAAAUCGAAGAGUUCAACAAAACCCACAAGUGGAACAAACGCGGUCUCUCCAUCAUCCCCACCAAAUUCGGCAUCUCCUUCACCGCCCUCUUCCUCAACCAAGCCGGCGCCCUCGUCCACAUCUACCACGACGGCAGCAUCCUCGUCGCGCACGGCGGCACAGAAAUGGGCCAGGGCCUACACACCAAGAUGACGCAAAUCGCGGCGGAAACCCUCGGCGUCCCCCUCGACUCCGUCUUCAUCAGCGAAACCGCCACAAACACCGUCGCAAACAGUUCCUCGACCGCCGCCUCCGCCUCCUCGGACCUAAACGGCUACGCCAUCCACAACGCAUGUGUGGAACUAAACGCCCGCCUCGCCCCCUUCCGCGAAAAACUAGGCAAAGACGCCUCCAUGAAAGACCUCGCCCACGCCGCCUACUUCUCCCGCGUCAACCUCUCCGCUCAGGGCUUCUACAAAACCCCUGAUAUAGGCUACGUCUGGGGCGCAAACACGGGCCAGAUGUUCUUCUACUUCACCCAGGGCGUUGCCGCCGCUGAAGUUGAAAUCGACACCCUCACUGGUGACUGGACGACUCGUCGCGCUGAUAUCAAAAUGGAUGUUGGAAGGAGUAUUAAUCCGGCGAUUGACUAUGGCCAGAUUGAAGGCGCGUUUGUGCAGGGUCAGGGGCUUUUUACGACGGAGGAGUCACUGUGGUUGAGGGGUACGGGUGGGGUCGCGACGAAGGGGCCCGGGAAUUAUAAGAUUCCUGGGUUUAGGGAUGUGCCUCAAGUUAUGAACGUCACUUUGCUUAAGGAUGUUAACUGGGAGAAUCUGAGGACUAUUCAGAGGAGUAGGGGUGUUGGCGAACCCCCCCUCUUCAUGGGCAGCGCUGUCUUCUUCGCUAUUCGCGACGCGUUGAAAGCUGCGCGCACACAAUUUGGCGAAACAUCGCUUUUGUCGCUUACGUCACCUGCGACGGUUGAGCGGAUAAGGAUUAGUUGUGCGGAUCCGAUUUUGAAGCGUGCGUGGGUUGAGCCGAGGGAGGGGGAGAAGAGUUUCUUUAUUAGUAUUUAG
Alternaria hordeiaustralica is the source of this 4077-nucleotide messenger RNA. RefSeq lists its product as uncharacterized. Gene Ontology annotation, molecular function: FAD binding; xanthine dehydrogenase activity; 2 iron, 2 sulfur cluster binding. The transcript is spliced from 3 exons. NCBI's taxonomy places the organism in Eukaryota, Fungi, Ascomycota, Dothideomycetes, Pleosporales, Pleosporaceae. The record is from RefSeq and is a predicted model, not a curated record. Bases 1 to 4077 code for a protein of 1358 amino acids.